AUGGCCGCGGCGGUGCUGCCGGCCGAAUUCCGCUGCUUCCGCCACAUCACGCACGUGUACGCCCGCAACUUGCCGCUCCGCGCGGCCGACGCCGAUGAUGAUGUCGACGACGGCGGCGGCCCGCUGCCCGUGCUGCCGCUGCAAGAGCAGGGCCAGAAGCCAACACCGCCUGCCUCUCGGCGUGGAAGCCGCACGCCAGUGCUGCAGCGUUGCGUGUCGUCGUACUUUGUGCUGAGCCACACGCCCGGNCGAAUAUACGCCAGUGAAGUGCGGCGCGACACCCAGCACCCGGUGUGGAGCCACAUCCCCCCUGCCGUGACGCAGCGCUUCGCGAGCCUGACGCAGUUCGUAUUCUCGCUCUACUACUGCACCACACACCCGGAGGAGGCGUUGCCAGCGCCGGAGACGGACUUCCUGCUGUAUGAGAUGCUCAUGCAGACCUCAAACGUGCAGUACUUGGCUUCUUCCAUGACGAAGGCCGACGCUCUGCCAAGCCUGCCGUGCCACGCUGACAGCGGUGCCAACUCUUUUGUCGUGCUGCUGCGCUGCGCUGACGGUGUGUUCUUCCCAAUGCACCAAGGCGUGCAGGUAAACGAAGGUGGGGUGGUGAUUGACUCUGCUGGCAAGCAUUUCCUGCACAAAAGCGUCUCUGCCGUACCGGCUGCUGCUACUAAUACGAGUGCCAAUAAUAGCACUAUCAGUGCUGCUCCUGUUGUUGUGCUGCCUUCUGGAUCUCUGCAGCCCGACGCCCACCUGGACACUAAGGGGCUGCAGGGAAAGGGUACACUCGCCGGUGUGGAAAACAUGACAAUGGGUGACCUCAAGACAUGUGCGACGGCCGCUUUGGCAUGGCACUACCUCAGCGACCUGGCGGCAGCCAGGCGGGAGGAGCAGCAGGCGCUUAUAGAUGGGGUGGUGGAGGUGCGCCGCGGGGAGACGGAAGUGGCGGCGCAACGUGCAAUUCUAGAGGCCCAACUCAGAAAAGUCCGGGAGCGUUUGCACCAUCAGAUGCACGACUUGGAUGCAGUGCGUGAUCGAUACAUUGAGGAGCAGCAAAAGUUGGCCGAGCAGCAGGCGCAGGUGAGCGUGCUGCAGGAGAGCAUCCACCAUGGGGAUGCGCAGCAGCAAGAGACGCGUGCCGAAUCCGCUGAGCAGGAGCUGUCACUUGCCGCCCUGCGCGUACAGCUCGAAAAAUCCCGGAAGCUGCGGAUGACCGAACUUAGGGCGCUGUUCCCUGUAGUCGUUGGUGCUGCGGGAGCGGCGGACACCAUCUGCGGCCACAGCUUGCCAGUGCGAGGAAGGGGACUAGGCGUAACAGUGGGGGAGCUGCACGACUGGUCCCUGGCGCUGGGAUGCGCUGCGCGUUUGGUCUCCACCGCCGCCACCGUCUACGGCUGCACGCUGCCCCACCCGCUGCUGCUUUGCGGGGCGCGCUCCUGCGUGCUGGCGCGGCCGGGCCUUCCUGUUGCUACAGUGGUGGCGCCGUACACGGGGCCGGGUGAUGUGAAGCUGCCCCUCUAUUGCACGCGGGCCACCGACCGACCGCUCAUGACGGUAGCGAUGCAGCUGCUGUUGGCGGACGUGGUGAUCCUCGCAAAGGCGAUGGGGCGCUCCGACACGGCGAGCGACGCAGCGGAGUGUGACGGGCGCUUGGGCCCCAUCCUGAAUCAGCUCCUGCUGCUCGCGUAG
This is a messenger RNA of Trypanosoma grayi, 1689 nucleotides long. RefSeq lists its product as hypothetical. The transcript has a single exon. The record is from RefSeq and is a predicted model, not a curated record. Gene Ontology annotation, cellular component: endosome; lytic vacuole. Gene Ontology annotation, biological process: SNARE complex assembly. Lineage: Eukaryota; Euglenozoa; Kinetoplastea; Trypanosomatida; Trypanosomatidae. Bases 1 to 1689 code for a protein of 562 amino acids. Gene Ontology annotation, molecular function: SNARE binding.